AGUAAAAUAAACUGUUUUCCGGUGAGAAAAAUAGAAAGGGGAGAUCUUGAUUGCUUGAAUCUGUUAAUGGAGCAGCUUAUUAACUUCAUUAUAAGGCCACCCAGAGCUGAAUACAAUCCAAAAAACGAUUUGUUAGAUGAAGAAUUUGUGCUAAAAGGCAAGUGGCACCAGAGGAAAGAUUUGGAGGUCGUAAAUAGUCGAGGGGAUACACUACAGUGUAGCCAUUACAUGCCUAUUGUUCGUCCAAAUGGAAAUCCACUUCCCUGCGUAAUUUACUGCCAUGGGAAUAGUGGUUGCAGAACAGAGGCUAUUGAAGCUGCUACUAUAUUGUUGCCAUCAAAUAUAACUGUUUUUACACUUGAUUUCUCGGGCUCGGGGAUAUCUGGAGGAGAGCAUGUCACUUUGGGCUGGAAUGAAAAAGAUGAUUUGAAAGCUGUGGUUGAUUACCUUCGUGCAGAUGGGAACAUUUCCUUGAUCGGCUUGUGGGGCCGCUCUAUGGGUGCUGUUACAAGCUUGAUGUAUGGAGCUGAAGAUCCUUCAAUAGCUGGAAUGGUGUUGGACAGUCCCUUUUCGGAUUUGGUUGAUUUGAUGAUGGAACUUGUUGAUACUUACAAAGUUCGCCUUCCCAAAUUCACUGUUAAGUUUGCUAUCCAGUUUAUGCGAAGAGCAAUUCAGAAGAAGGUAAAAUUUGACAUAACGGAUCUGAAUGCUAUCAAGGUUGCAAAGUCUUGUUUCGUUCCAGUUCUAUUCGGUCAUGCCACUGAUGAUGAUUUCAUACAACCACAUCAUUCUGAUCGAAUAUUCGACGCUUAUGUGGGUGACAAGAAUAUAAUCAAAUUUGAGGGUGACCACAACUCUCCGCGCCCUGAAUUUUAUUUCGAUUCCAUAAGUAUUUUCUUCAACAAUGUGUUACACCCACCAGAGGAUGAAGUUGGGAGUGCAUAUUUUGAUGCAACUCAUGACUAUAUUCCCAAGGGUAGUUGGAAUAUUUUCCGAGAUAUGGAGUUUACGGAUGACUUAUUGGAUUCACCUACUGGUCCAGCAACUAGCUGUAGCACUGAGGACUCCAUCAGAAAACUUCGCUCCAGAAAACCUACGAGUAUGAUUGUGGUAGGGUUUAAGCUAAACCUUGAGGAUACCAUUUGCGAGGUUCCUUCAGAUGCUUUGGCAGAUUUCCCAAGUAACGGCGAAGAAGAAGAAAAGGCA
Striga asiatica is the source of this 1206-nucleotide messenger RNA. Lineage: Eukaryota; Viridiplantae; Streptophyta; Magnoliopsida; Lamiales; Orobanchaceae. The record is from the annotation of a GenBank genome assembly.